AUGGAGCUGCCUCGUAGUCUUGGGGAUCUACUGCCCUGGAAUGUGUCCCUGUUUGGCUACUUAUCUCCUGGGAAUGAUACCCUCUGGCGUCCACCUAUCCUGUCCAGUAGCCUCUUGCUGUCUACCCAUGAACCUGGCACCAUUGCUUUGGUGGUGAUGUACUCAGUCUCCUUUCUGACAGGCUUAGUGGGGAACAUCAUGGCUUUAAGGGUCUUGGGGUGCCGCAGGAGGAGAGGAUGUGGCAUCUCCAGGGUCUCAGGGACCAGGAACCUUCUUGUCAAUCUGGCUGUAUGUGACAUGAUGGUCAUUUGCAUCUGUAUGCCUAUCAACCUUGGCCACCAGGUACACAAUGCUUGGGUGUUUGGGGACUUCUUGUGCAGGGCUGUCCCCUUUGUCCAGGCUGUGUCUGUCUCUGCCAGCGUCCUCACCUUGGCUGUCAUCAGCCUGAACAGAUAUUACAGUGUUCAUCGACCAUUGCAUGCCAGGUCUUUCUUCACUACCAGGAAAAUAGUCCUGAUGAUCUGCUUUGUGUGGGUGUCCUCCUCUGGUCUCUGCAUCCCUCUGAUCUUCAUGAACAAGACUCAGAACCUGGUCCUCCUGCCUGGGAAACUGGCUGUUAUAAUCUGCACAGAGAGCUGGCCAAGUCUUCACAUGAAACUGAUUUACAACUUUUUGCUUUUUUGUGCACUUUAUGGUUUUCCAGUCUUAUUCAACCUUCUAAUCUGCUUCCUCACCAGCCGCCGCCUCUGGGGUAAUAGUGACGUUCUCAUUGACAACAACACCUGGUCCAAUUCUGGCUCCAGACUCAAAGUCCGCAGGAAAAUAGCCAAGAUGGUGAUAGCUUUGGUUCUUCUGUUCACCUUGUCCUGGCUCCCUCUGUAUGCUCUGGACAUAUGGAUAGACAUUAACAUGUCUUAUUCUCCCUCUAGGGACAAUCUGGGUCAUCUCCAACAUGAAUGGAUUCUCCAGGUGAGACCUUUUGCUCAAUGGCUUGGUCUCACCAACUCUGCACUAAACCCUUUGUGUUAUUGCUUUGUUGGUAACCUGUAUAGAUCUGCUAAAAGGUUUAGGAAUAGCUACAGAGAGAAAUUAGCUUCUGUUUUUAGUCUAUCGCUGACCCAAACCCCAGGGAACCCUUCUGGACUCACAUUGCUACAAUAUAGAACUUCCAAAGAGCAGAUGGAACCUCAGCUCACAAGAGGUAGGGUUUGCUCAAGGUUUGGUCCUGUUAAGAAGAAAAGAAGUGCUUCCUCAGUCACUAUCUGUGAGAAUAGCCCUGGUCCGCCUCAGUCUGACCCCCUGUGACAUUACUGAGAUAACAGGUGUAAGAUAAGCAGGGGGUAACUGUACGUCAAAGCUAUUCUGACCAUCACUGAUGAUAGCCUGCUUUAUUUAAAGGCAAGUCCCAUGGAAAAAAUAUUUGUCUCCUUGAGUAAAAUCCCCAGUGCUGUAGACAGUAAUAACCCCCAGCGCUGUAUAUAUUUUGGGUGACUUUCCCUGCUCAAACACCACACUGAGCUGAUGCUUUAUGGCAAUGCUAAUGAAGUCCGUUCCUCCAUAGACUUUCAUUAGUGAGAGUGUCCAUCUGGGUGACUAAGACCGCGUCAUUCUGUUUCUUACCACAGGCAGUAGGAUAAGGAGUCAGAGUGUUUGUCUAGUAGCUUGGGCUGAAAAAACAUUAUAUUAUGUAAAAACUAAAACUGUUUUGAAGAAGAAAACUCUGCAAUAUUUCUGAAAAUGUGUUUUUUUUUUUAAUACUGUGAUACUAGUAAUAAAAAGUGGUGGAGAUUCCCAGUUAAG
Spea bombifrons (plains spadefoot toad) is the source of this 1800-nucleotide messenger RNA. RefSeq names its product QRFP-like peptide receptor. Gene Ontology annotation, biological process: neuropeptide signaling pathway. NCBI's taxonomy places the organism in Eukaryota, Metazoa, Chordata, Amphibia, Anura, Pelobatidae. The record is from RefSeq and is a predicted model, not a curated record. Bases 1 to 1305 code for a protein of 434 amino acids. Gene Ontology annotation, molecular function: G protein-coupled peptide receptor activity; peptide binding. The transcript has a single exon. Gene Ontology annotation, cellular component: membrane.